Molecule: messenger RNA, 2788 nt
Organism: Diaporthe batatas
Lineage: Eukaryota; Fungi; Ascomycota; Sordariomycetes; Diaporthales; Diaporthaceae
Product: DNA-dependent ATPase RAD54
Exons: 2
Coding region: 94-2502 (802 amino acids)
Biological process (GO): reciprocal meiotic recombination; double-strand break repair via synthesis-dependent strand annealing
Cellular component (GO): nucleus
Molecular function (GO): DNA translocase activity; hydrolase activity, acting on acid anhydrides; ATP-dependent chromatin remodeler activity
Source: RefSeq, a predicted model, not a curated record
CACGGCUCAUCCGAGCAUCUCCGAGCCCAUCAAAGUGGCAAAUUCCUGUCCAACAGGCCACAUAUCUCGGCCCCAAACGACAUUGGAGGCAAAAUGACCGAGGUCGCGUCGACCCCGAGGGCAAACAAGGAGAAUGUCGCGCCUAGGAGUCGCUUCCCCACGCCCCAGACCAUCGACAGGCUCCACAAGCCGUUCAAAUGUCCCGGAUCUGCCACUCGAACAGUGGCAACCGACCGACCUGCCAGGAAGAAGAGGAAGAUAGACUACAAGGGAGCCGACGGAGAUGCCGACGCCGACAAGCCAUACACAAACGAGGACCGCCUCGCCCUCGCGAGUCGAGAUGCGAACCGAUUCCCCGUCUUUGCAGUCAAGGACAAAGACAAGGUCUUCCGCAAGGCUUUCUCCAUCCCCCUCAUCAACAAGAAUAGCGCUGCCUACAAUCCCAACCGGCCGCCGCCCACCCUGGGUCUGAGGACCGGCGCUGUCUUCGUUGCCAAGCCCCUGCACGACCCGAGUGGCGAGUUCUCAAUCGUCCUCUACGACCCUACCAUUGACGACAAGCCCAAGGAGGUCGAGAAGCCGAAGGAGGAGGACAAGCCACCUGCGACCCAGGUAAUUGACGCACCGCUUGUGCACAAGAGUCUUGCCGAGAUUCUUGGUAUCAAGAAGAAGGUCGACACAGAACACCCCCGUGUACCAGUGGUCAUCGACCCGAAGCUCGCCAAGGUCCUGCGCCCCCAUCAGAUUGAAGGUGUCAAGUUCAUGUACCGCUGCACAACCGGCAUGAUCGACGAGAAGGCCAACGGCUGCAUCAUGGCCGAUGAAAUGGGCCUCGGCAAGACGCUGCAGUGCAUCACGCUUCUGUGGACCCUACUCAAGCAAUCCCCGGACGCCGGCAAGUCUACCAUACAAAAAGCGAUCGUUGUAUGCCCCUCAAGUCUGGUGAAGAACUGGGCAAACGAGUUGGUCAAGUGGCUUGGUCCUGGCGCCAUCACGCCCUUCGCCAUCGACGGGAAGGCCACCAAGGAGCAGCUUAACCAGCAGCUCAAACAGUGGGCCAUCUCGAGUGGGCGAGCUGUCACCCGUCCCGUCAUCAUCGUCUCCUACGAGACCUUGCGCCUGAACGUGGAGGAGCUCAAGCACUGCAAGAUCGGACUGUUACUCGCUGACGAGGGCCACCGUCUGAAGAACGGCGAAAGCCAGACCUUCACGGCUCUCAACAGCCUCAACGUACAACGCCGCAUCAUCCUGUCCGGAACUCCGAUCCAGAACGACCUUUCCGAGUAUUUCGCCCUGAUCAGCUUCGCAAACCCUGGUCUCCUGGGCACGAGACUUGAGUUUCGGAAGCGGUUUGAGAUCCCCAUCCUACGAGGUCGUGAUGCUGAUGCGUCAGACAAGGACCGCCAGAGGGGAGACGAGUGCCUGUCCGAGCUGCUCGGGGUCGUCAACAAGUUCAUCAUCCGCAGGUCCAAUGACCUCCUCUCCAAGUACCUUCCCCUGAAGUACGAGCACGUUGUCUUCUGCAGCAAUGCCCCCUUCCAACAUGACCUCUACAACUACUUUAUCAAAAGUCCCGACAUCCAAGCGCUGCUUCGUGGCAAGGGAAGCCAGCCUCUCAAGGCCAUCAACAUCCUCAAGAAACUCUGCAACCACCCAGACCUGCUCGACCUGUCGAAUGACCUCCCCGGCUGCGAGGACCACUUCCCCGAUGAUUACGUUCCCAAGGAGGCACGGGGCCGUGACAGAGACGUCAAACCGAUGUACAGCGGCAAGAUGGCAGUGUUGGACCGCAUGCUGAAGAGGAUCCGCGCCGACACGGACGACAAGAUUGUGCUAAUCUCCAACUACACGUCCACGCUGGACCUCUUUGAGCGCCUGUGCCGGAACGAAGCCUACCCCUGUCUCCGCCUCGAUGGGUCGAUGAACGUCAACAAGCGACAGAAGCUGGUGGACAAGUUCAACGACCCCGACGGGGGCCAGUUCGUCUUCCUCCUCUCCAGCAAGGCCGGCGGCUGCGGCAUCAACCUGAUCGGCGCCAACAGGCUGAUCCUCUUCGACCCGGACUGGAACCCCGCCGCGGACCAGCAGGCGCUGGCCCGCGUGUGGCGCGACGGGCAGAAGAAGGACUGCUUCGUGUACCGCUUCAUCGCGACGGGCACGAUCGAGGAGAAGGUGUUCCAGCGGCAGUCGCACAAGCAGUCGCUGUCGUCGUGCGUGGUGGACGAGGCCGAGGACGUGGAGCGCCACUUCAGCCUCGACAGCCUGCGCGAGCUGUUCCAGUACCGGCCUGACACCCUCAGCGACACGCACGAGACGUUCAAGUGCAAGCGGUGCAAGCCCGACGGGAAGCAGUUCCUCAAGGCGCCCGCGAUGCUGUACGGCGACACGAGCACGUGGAACCACUUCGCCAACGAGGGGCUCAAGGGGAUCCAGGACCUGCUGCUCCGGCAGGAGUGUGGGGAGGAGAACGUGUCUGCCGUGUUCCAGUACAUAUCACACUGAGGGAUCAUCUGUGGCUUUUUGUCUUCCUCUUUUUUUGUCUUUUCGUUCUUGUUCCUCUGACAUGAUAGAUUAGAUGUGCGCGAGGGGUGUCUGUCAGGGCAGCGGGCGUGCACAUGUGGUUCUCGUAAAGGAGUUGGCGUCUGGGAAGGAUGAGAGUGGGGUUUCAAGUGGCUUUGUGCUUUCGCCUAGAAUAGUGUUAGCGGUACUUGCUGCAUUGCUCGGUGUUUUUUUGGGAGUGAUGUGUGAAUAAUCAAUCAUAUUGUCGGCCUCGGCCUCAGUCUGCCUG